This is a messenger RNA of Acanthoscelides obtectus, 436 nucleotides long. Lineage: Eukaryota; Metazoa; Arthropoda; Insecta; Coleoptera; Chrysomelidae. The record is from the annotation of a GenBank genome assembly.
AUGGAAAUCUAUACGCGACUCAUUUCCGGCAGCUCGCUUAUGAACCAAAUAGAUCGAGGUGUAGUCACUAUUCCAAAAUCCGUUACAAAAUCGAGACUGCAACAAAAUAUCGACAUCUUCAAUUUUUCAUUGUCUAAAGAAGAUAUAGCCUAUUUGGACGGAUUUGAUUGCAAUGGACGGUUCUGUCCAAUGAAGGAUGGCCUUGGCAAUCCUCACCAUCCAUUCGAGAACGAUGAAUUUUAAUCCGCAAUUUGUCAUCACCAGAUGCACUAUUGGAUAUGUUUGUACUGGAAAUAAAUUCUAAGCAUUGUUACAUUUCAUUGUGUAUGUCCAUUAUCCAAUAAAAGCAUACUGCACCCAAUCAACCGUUUGUUGUUAUGUAGUUUUAUUGGAUUUAUCACCAUUGAACAUGCAAAUCUGUCAAUAAAGACUGAAU